Messenger RNA from Effrenium voratum, 2379 nucleotides. The record is from the annotation of a GenBank genome assembly. Lineage: Eukaryota; Dinophyceae; Suessiales; Symbiodiniaceae.
AUGGCCACUUCGGAGCUGCUGGGCGCCUUGACCAGGCGGAAGGAGCUUGCGGAAACGCAGGGCUCCGUGUUCGAGGCUUCUCCUCAAACCUCGGCCGCGGAUGUGGCAUGGGACCAGCGCCACGCCUCUCAGUUCACACCGCGGGGGCAGCACAGAUUGCCGGUGGGCAGACUGCCGGCGGAGGAGGACGAGGAGUCCACUGGGACGAUCACGCCUCCGGAUGAGAGGCCGCCUCCUGGCAAGGUCCGGGCCAAAGCGAGCCCCGCCGAUCUAGCCCGGCGGAUCUCCGAGGAGCUGGACCUGGACACGCUGAAGCAGCGUGCCCAGGCGCUCCAAGCGCCGGAGCCGGAGCCGGCUGCUCAGGUCAGCGCCGAGAGCUCCCCUACGGCUGACCCGGAGGCCUUGGCGCGGCAGCGUGCGCAGGCGGCCGCCUCGGCGGUGCAGGCGGUGGCCCAGGCCUGCAAAGCAUUGGACCCCAUCCAGCACACUGAUGAGGUUCCGCUCGGCACAAGCUGCGAGCCGGAGCUCGAGCGUCGCGGUGAGCCGAAGCCGAAGGAAGAGGAGAUGUUUGGGCCCUUCGUGCAGGCGGCGGUGGACUCCCUGCGGCGCUUCGUCUCCGACGAGCUGGGCCUCGAGGCCUUCUCCUGGUCCUUGGGCAUCAUCGCCCAGAUGCUGGUGCACACGGUGACAGAGGGCUCUACGAUUGUCAUGAAGGCCAUCAACAACAACUCGACUUUGCAACUGGCCAGCGCAGUGAAUUCUGCCCCGCGUGGGAAGCGUGCAAGCUGGGUGCUGAUUGUGAAGGUGGGCACACAGGACAUUUCACCUCUCCGCUGGGCGAUCGAAAGCGGGUCCUUGAGUGCUGCAAAGGCUAUCAUCGAAGAUCUUCUGACCAUCAGGGCGGACCGUGAGCGGUACUACUACGGUGUGGACGACCUCUUCGCGCGGCAUAGGGACAUUGUACAGAUCAUUUGCUCAGAGGCGCCGACGCUGCUCACGACCUUUCUAGAGGGUCUGGCUUGGCGGUCCCGGACCACUGAUCAAGGCAUGAGGCGGGUGAAUUACUACGUUAAGAACUUGUUCGUGGACGGCAACGGGAACUUCGCGGGAGCCCUGCAAGCCCUUGUCGGCCUGGGUGAUCCACAGAUCGUCUCCCAUUCUGUGGUGAACGUGGUGUCCAACCACCUUUGGACAGGGCUGGUGAUCCAGGAGUUCAUCGUGUCCAAGAUUUGGUUCAUUUUCAGCCUGGUGGUGCUUAUGGUGAGUCAGACCUUGCUGCCGGAGUACAGGGAGUCCAAAGAAGCGCGAAUCGGCACGCUGUUCUGCAGAGCUAUAACCUACAUGCUCACUUUGCUGGUCCUUUUGAUCCAGCACGCACGGGACACCUUCAAGGCCUACUACGGCCGGGACACGGUCCGCGUAUUGAGACUCCCAGUGCCCAGAUAUCUGACCCAGUUUUAUCAUAUCGCCAGCCUCAUGCUGAUGAUUUGCCUGGUUUGUAUGUGGAUCUACGAGCCCUACAUUCACUGCGUCGAAGACCCAGAGUGGCCAACGGAGUACUGCAAAGGCUACGAUGAAUCUGGCUUCAUCUACUCAGUGUUUGCCAUGUGUGCCGUGGGCCUGCACUGGGGCUUGAUGGCGGACCUGGCGGUUUUCUCCACAGGCCUGAGCGCUUUCGUCUUGGUCUGUGUCCACGUGGGGUCUGAGAUCGGGAGAUUUAUGUUCGCCCUGUUGUUUCUGCUGACCACCUUUGCCAGUGCCAUCACCGUUUUGGAGCAUGGCUAUGAGGAUAUGAAGCAGUUCGGCGAGUCGAUGAUCUGCUUGUCGGGCAUUACAUUGCGCCUCUAUGAGGAUGACUAUCGGGACCUCCAGAACGAUCCUGUACUGCUGACUGCCGUUUUCGGCUUCAUCACAUCCUCUGCCAUUUUGCUCCUGAACCUCCUGAUCGCCCAGUUGAACUGUUCCUACGUCUACGUCUAUCAGAACAUGCUGGGCUACGCCAAGCUGAAGCGGUCUUCAGUGUCAGUGCAGACCCUUCGGUACACCAAGCACGAGCGCUGGACUCGCUUCGUGGCCACCUUGGGCUUGGACGUGCCCUUGGAGUUCAACGAGGGCGAUGUGGGCAUGGCGGGCGGAAUCCAGGUCAUGGAGCCCCAGAGCUUGGCGGUGGUGGCGGCGGAUCGGAUCCAGCGCUUCGGGGGCAACUGCUCCCCGGAGCUGGAGUGGCCUGCAGACACCACCAUCGCUGUGGACGAAGAGGAGGAGAAGCUCGCAGCUUUAGAGCACCUCUUGCACAUCACCCUGACAAAGCUCCGGAAGGGAGGAGGGAGCACUGACAAGGAUUCCAAAGAAAAACACUCGUUCCUCUCCGAAGACUGA